Canis lupus familiaris (dog) is the source of this 477-nucleotide messenger RNA. Its product is annotated as ATP synthase subunit O, mitochondrial-like. The transcript has a single exon. Gene Ontology annotation, molecular function: proton-transporting ATP synthase activity, rotational mechanism. The record is from RefSeq and is a predicted model, not a curated record. Lineage: Eukaryota; Metazoa; Chordata; Mammalia; Carnivora; Canidae. Gene Ontology annotation, biological process: proton motive force-driven mitochondrial ATP synthesis. The coding region runs from base 1 to 477 and encodes 158 amino acids.
AUGAAACCACCUGUUCAGAUAUAUGGUAUCAAAGGUCACUAUGCCACUGCUCUUUAUUCUGCUGCAUCUAAACAGAAUAAACUGAAACAAGUAGAAAAGGAAUUGAGAGUAGCACAAAUCUGGAAGGAACCUAAAACGGCUACUUCCACUAUGAGCUCCUACGUAAACUGUUCCAUGAAAGUGAAAAGCCUAAAUGACGUAACAGCAAAAGUGAAGUUCUCUCCUGUCAUAUCCAACCUGAUCAGUUUGCUUGUUGAGAACUGUCACUUAAACAAUACUCCUGGAGUCAUUUUUGCCUUUUCCACCAUGAUGAGUGUCCACCAUGGAGAAGUACUGUGCUCAGUGACCACCACGUCUCCUUUGGAUGAAGUCACUUUUACUCAACUAAAAACGGUCCUGAAGAGCUUCCUAAGCAAAGGCCAAGUAUUGAAAUUGGAAGUCAAGGUUGAUCCGUCACAUAAUGAUUGUCCGUAUUAG